Molecule: messenger RNA, 975 nt
Organism: Drosophila subpulchrella
Lineage: Eukaryota; Metazoa; Arthropoda; Insecta; Diptera; Drosophilidae
Exons: 2
Coding region: 40-933 (297 amino acids)
Source: RefSeq, a predicted model, not a curated record
UUCAGUAGCAAGUUUAGUUACUAAAAGCCACAAUCAACCAUGCGUUUUCUGGUAGUCUUGGCCUGCCUGGUGGCCGUUUGUGCCGCCAGCACUCUGCCCAACAAGGUGCAGCAGCGUCUUCUUGAGAUGGCGGAUCAGAAUGGUGACAUUGAUCUGUUCGUGGAGCCCGAAGUGGGCGUAGAAGUUGCCCCCCAGUUCAUUGUGUCCUGGCAGGCGCGUCGCUUCAUCCGCAAGCUCCAGAAGCAGAUGGAGUGCGGAUGGCCCCAGUAUGGCAUCCCAGUGCUGGCCCCUCUGCGCAUCAACGAGAUCGACCUGGACUUCAAGAAGGGCAUCUUCGAGACCGUGAACAACGUGUUCCGUCUUAAGGUUGCCGGAUUGGAUGACUUCCAGAUCAAGAAGUUCAAGCUGAACGUAAUCACCAGCAAGGUGACCUUCGAUUUCCUGUUCGAGAACAUCGAUACCACCGCCCAGAAGUACAGCACCGACACCGUGAUCGAUGCCCUGCGUCAGUUGGGUCUGUCUGUGGAGUACGAGGGAUCCGGAGAGCUGUUGUUCGACCUGAUCAACCUGCGCAUUGCCGGCACCCUGAAGUACAAGCUGCCCAUGCUGUGGGGAUCCGCCAAGAUCACCUCGCUAAAGACCACCAUCUCCCUGGAGUCCGUCACUUCGGACAUCUCUGGAUUCAUGGGCGACGGCAAGAUCAACCGCGCCAUUAAUAGCCAGCUGGAGAACAUCGUGGUGAAGGCCAUCAAUGACAACCAGGAUACCAUUUCCGAUACUAUUGAGGACGCCAUCGUGACGCCAGUGAACAAAGCCCUCAAGGGCAAGGACUUCUGGACCGUCGUGGACCUGAUCCUGUCCAGCAGCGAUGGUGAGAGCGAGGACGAUCCGAUUGUCGUCGAUUGCGAUCCCGCUGACGAUCCCUGGGCCUAAGUUCAGAGACGGGCGUCAAUAAACACUGGUCGAUAUAUUCAA